CCAAUUUCCAGUUAGCCGGAAUGUAACGGCGCCUUUCCCGCUUCAAUUGGAAUUCGCGUGUUUUUUGUGUCUCGUGUUAAUUGUAUUAUUUCCCCCGCUUUUCCGCUCUUCCGCGUUUCGCGUGCAAAGCGAUGAGUCUGCAGGACGAGAGUUUUCCGACGGACGAGCUGUUUGACCAGCUGAACAAUUUGAGUAGCGGUGGCGCCGGGAAUACCUGGUUCGCGGAGCAUCAUAAGCCCGCAGCCUUCGAGCGGAAUACGGCGCCAUUUUUGGAUAUCUGCUACGCGGAUCCCGAGUUUGAUGCGGAUGGUGAUGUGGCCAACAAGAGCGCCAAGACAUGCGUAAGCGAUCCCGUGGGUCGCGAUCAGGAGGAUGAGGACGACUAUGAUGAGGAUGUCGAUGGUGAUGAUCAUAAACUGGGUGGCGAGGAGGCUCCAUUGGGCAGCGGGCGCUCCAGCAAGGCGGUCUCCUACCAGGACAUCCACUCGGCCUACACGAAGCGCCGCUUCCAGCACGUGACCAGCAAGGUGGGCCAGUACAUAGCGGAGAUCCAGGCGCAGGACCAAAAGAGACGCAAUGUGGCGUUCGCCGGAUUCCAACGGGUCAACUCCAUGCCGGAGAGUCUAACGCCCACAUUGCAGCAGGCGUAUGUCCAUGAUGGUGACUUCAAGGUGGACAAGAACUGCAAGUCGCAAUCCAACUCGAACUGCAAUUCCAAUUCAAACAACUCCAGCAGCAGCUUUGACCGAUUGCUGGCCGAGAACGAGAGCCUGCAGCAGGAGAUCAAGUCAUUGAGAGGAGAGGCGAAGCGUCUGCAGGGCUUCAACGUGUAUGUUCAGGAAAGACUGGACAGAAAGACAGAUGAUUUUGUGAAGAUGAAGUGCAAUUUCGAAACCCUGCGCACAGAGCUAAGCGAAUGCCAGCAGAAGCUGAGACGCCAGCAGGGCAACUCACAGCAGCACUUCAUGUACCACAUUCGAUCGGGGACCAGUGCCAAGGCCACCCAAACGGAUUUCCUGGUGAACGCCAUACCCGCGCCCGGAAACGUCCUGGUCACACCCCAUCCUCUGGGCGACCUGACCUACAACAGCAGCAAAGGAUCCAUCGAGUUGGCACUGCUCAGCGUGGCGCCUUCUGCCCGAGUGUCCCAGAAUCCCGGCCAGGUCCAACGCGCGGUUCGCCCACAAUCUUUGGACUUUAGCAGCGUUAGCACCGAAGCUGAUGGCAGCGGUAGUGGCGAACAUCGUGUGAACACCUCAUCCAGGGCCUUGGUCAGAAGAACCCCGGCGCCCAACAACUCGGAAACCAGCCAGCCGAGCAGCAACGACUCGGCCAUCGAGGUGGAGGCGCACGAGGAGGAGCCGCCCAGCUCCAGGCGGCAGUGGGAACCGCAGGGGGAGCGCAUCUUGCCCAGGCAAUGGAGCCAGCACGAUGGCAUGUACUACUUUGACAAGCGCAACAACCGAGUCAUCGAGGUGAUGGGCUUCAAUAUCAGUCAGGGACGCAAUCAGAGCCAAGACACCAUUCAUAAUCAGAGCAUCAAUGAUAGUCAGACGCGUCUGCUGGUCCGCUCGAUGUCGAUGUCGCACUUGGAAACGCAUGACCACUUUAGGAGUAAAAGAGCGACACUGGGCAGCCGGAUGCUACGAUUCCUGGGGCCCUGCGUUCGCUGCCGUAAUGGUGAUCCAAUGAACCGCAGCAAUGCCACAUACAUGGAUGGUUUGCCUUCAAUGCCCGAGGAGGAGUUCGUUGACCAAAGGAACCAGCGCUAGUCCAA
This is a messenger RNA of Drosophila sechellia, 1777 nucleotides long. RefSeq names its product swallow (gene swa). The record is from RefSeq and is a predicted model, not a curated record. Bases 132 to 1772 code for a protein of 546 amino acids. The transcript has 3 exons. NCBI's taxonomy places the organism in Eukaryota, Metazoa, Arthropoda, Insecta, Diptera, Drosophilidae.